Scedosporium apiospermum is the source of this 1071-nucleotide messenger RNA. RefSeq lists its product as uncharacterized. The record is from RefSeq and is a predicted model, not a curated record. The coding region runs from base 1 to 1071 and encodes 356 amino acids. Gene Ontology annotation, cellular component: nucleus. NCBI's taxonomy places the organism in Eukaryota, Fungi, Ascomycota, Sordariomycetes, Microascales, Microascaceae. The transcript is spliced from 4 exons.
AUGACGCUCACACUCGACACAAACCAGCGCUACGGGCCGCUCAACUUUGAUCCUUCAUACCCUUCCUCGGCUUCACCACCACAGUUCUCAGACCCGUGGUCUUCUACACCGGCCCCCAGCGUUGGGAACAAUAUCUAUGCCAGCAGCAAUCACAGCGCGCAUCAUCAUCAUCAAACCCUAAACCCCGGAAUGGGUAUGAAUUGCAUGCCUAGACAUCACAAUGCGAGGACGAGCACGAGCAGUGUAUCUUCGUCCGCCUCAUAUGCAUCGAUGCCAGUGCCGGCCACAUCAGCAGGUAAAUAUCCGGACCCUCUUAACGCCGCCCUCAUGGAUCCGGUUUACGGAGAGCCUUCCUACGCUUCUUCGUCUCCAGUCCAUGCGCACUAUCCGGCUCCGACUUCGCCUUACGAUAACCUAGCUUAUACGCAAAACCCCAUCCGGCCACCUUUCACACUGCCACCGGCACCUGACGCCAGGAGAUUCUCUCAACCCGCCCUACAACAUCACGACAGGCGUGGAUAUCCUGAUGCCAUGGAUGCUAGCCACGGCCUUCUUUCCAUGAGCCAGGAGACCCCGAGGAACAUCUAUGCUCCUCCCCGAGCUCAGCGAGGGUCGGCAGAUUCGUACGGAUUCCCUCCCACGACGCACUCUACGAAUUCAUCCAUCUCCUCGACCAGCAACUUCAGCACGUAUCGAGAGUCCUCUCUCAGUGACUACUCGGCAAUGGGCUCGGACAUGGAUCUUUCAAGGACUCGCACGUUGCCACGACCACAGAAUCUGAUGACCAGCCAAGUACCGCCUGCGCCCCAGUCACUGAUGAGCCAGUUCAGUUCCAAGGUCUCAUCGAGCACGCAGAAGAAGCACAAGUGCAAGGUGUGCGACAAGCGGUUCACUCGACCUAGUUCUUUACAAACGCACAUGUACAGCCAUACGGGUGAAAAACCGUACGCGUGCGAAGUUGAAGGUUGCGGAAAGCACUUCUCGGUUGUCUCGAAUCUUCGCAGACAUCAAAAAGUACACAAAGGCGAGGCUCGCUCGGAAACUGGGUCCGAAGAACACCAGUCUGAGUGA